Messenger RNA from Schistosoma turkestanicum, 5742 nucleotides. The record is from the annotation of a GenBank genome assembly. Lineage: Eukaryota; Metazoa; Platyhelminthes; Trematoda; Strigeidida; Schistosomatidae.
AGAUGCAUCUGUAAUAAUUUUCCGAAACAUUCUAAACCUUUAAUUUACAACAUGCAGUUGACUGAUUCAAAUUGUUUCGACUUUCCAUCUUCUUCAAAUUAUGUAUAUACACUUAAUGAAGCCACAGAUGAUCAGUCCAGUUUCAUUCCACCCGAAGCAAUCAGUCAAGCCGACAAUCAAAAAUAUGCGUCGGACGGACUUUCAGCUACAUGUAUUGGAUUUUGUUGCCCUAUAUGUCACUGUCUUUUCAAUUCUUCCGAUCAAAUGUCUCGGCACUUGAAUAUCCAUAACACCGGCAAACCGUAUGUUUGUUCCCAUUGUAAUUCUUCAUUUAAUCAAGCUGAAAAUUUGUAUGUACAUAUUUCAUUACAUCACACAAUAUGUGAAAAUCAAGAUCAUUACAGUUGCUGCUUAUGUGACAAACAAUUCACUCGUUUCACUGCUUACAAAUCACACUUGUUGCUGCAUCAAGUCGAUGAAAAUUUUGUUUGUUCGGUUUGUGAACAGUCGUUCGAAUCAGUCUCUUUGUAUGAGAAGCACUUUCACAUAUGCACAAAUACCACUGUCAUUAGUAAAACUCCAUCUCAAUAUCGAUGUCGAGUUUGUGGAAUGCUCUUAUCUUCUGUUGGUAAAAUUAAACAACAUUAUCGCCGUAGGCAUCCUUGUUAUCGUCCACACUCUACGGUAGUCACAGAAACUAAUGUGCAGCCUUCGGUAGAUGUCAGUGCAGAAAAUAUCAGAAUUAGUAAACUUCGUGCUGCUGAUUAUCUCUCAACUGUACUAAAAGGAGACCGACGUCAAGGCAAGAACUCACAUCCUAUGUUGGAUCAGUUCAUUUAUCAAAUACCUGACGAAGAACCAAUUAUCCAGAACAGUUCUGAUGCAACAAAAUCAAAGCAUAAAAAGCGAAAAGCCCCUUAUUUGUGUUCAGUGUGCCAUAAAAAGUUUGUCAAACCUUCCUUACUUAAACGUCAUAUGACAAUACAUACAAAAAAUAAAUCAUACGAGUGUGUAUUGUGUCACGCUAGAUUCACCCAAAAAUCUUCUGCAAAGACACAUGUGCUGCUUCAUAUUAGUUCACUGAAUCUCCAUCCGAGCUAUCGCUCCACAGAAAAUGGUAUAGAGUCGUCGCUUCCUGUAAUGGCAAUCAACAGUGGCUUACAGGAAAAUGCUGCGAACACAUUUCAUGGUUUAGAUUCUCACACAACACUUCAUGUAGACUCUGGUAUUGAAAUCUUGACUUUCCCGGAUCAGAAUGAUACCUUAAACUGUACAGCUCUUCCAAAUAACCCUGUUAUUUUACAGUCAUUUAUUCCUCAGUAUCAUGCAACAGGAAAUAACUUAGAUGAAAUAAGAACUGAUCACCUUGAUCCCAAUCUUAUCCCCUCAGUUCCUACCUCAAAUCUGGAGAUAAAUUAUUCUUAUCCCCAAAUGUUUGGUUGUCCAGUGUGUUAUAAAACAUUCCGACUAUCUAGAAGCCUGGCAGUGCAUAUGCUGCGUCAUUCCGUAGUUGAUUGUAAAAGUUAUGAACGGACCCCAGGUACUGAAGAUUCAAUUAAGCGGAAACGUAGGCGAAAUAGAUGGACUACCAAAAUAUACGAUAAAUCUAAAAACUCAUGUUCAAGAAAACUCCUACAUAAAUUUAAUCGGUGUAUUCAUUGCUUCAAGGUUUUCCGAUCUGUAAAUCGCUUAAAACUGCAUAUUUACAAAACUCACCAUGGCAGUUGUACUAUAUUUCUGUGUCGCAGAUGUCCUCGUAGAUUUAUAUCUAGCUUGGGUUUAAAAAGGCAUAUGAAUCUACGUCAUCGUUGUGUGAAAGGUAACAAUAUUUGUCCUAUAUGUCAAACAUUAUUUUUGAAUUUGUCGGCAUUAAAGUCUCAUAUGAAUAUUCAUUCUAGUGAACGGCUAUUCAGCUGUUAUAUAUGCCAUAAGAGAUUUCAGUUCCUUCAUUCUUGUCGUCAGCAUGUACUUAACCAUUCCAUUAUUAAAUGUAAUAAAAAACGGAUACAUAAUGUACGAAAAAUGUCGGAAUCUUGUACAACCGAUAUAGUAAAAGUUCCUAAAUAUCCUAUUCUCCGAACUGUAAUUAUGGAUAGAUCAUCUAAAUCAAAAGAUGCAAGCUCAUGCUCAGAUCCCAACAUCACUGUAGGGGACUUCACGAAUACAGUUGCAAAGCUUUCUCUGUAUAACAAUACAGAGCCUAAUACUUUUAGCUCAGUUGUAGUACAUGGUCGGUUGCCGUCCAAUAACCUAAACGAUGUAUUUGUCCCACUACCGAAAUCUGUUUCUCAUCAUCAAACUCUCGAUUUUCCUACUGUAAUCAAUUUUGGAAAUAACUUCGAAAACUCAGAAAGUACUAGCGUAGUUACUAAACCUUUCAGUCAGUCUUCACAACAUCAAUCAGCUCUAUGGAUCAAUUCUUCAGAUCAAAAUCAACCUUAUUGUAUCCCAAAUAUUCCCUCAAAUAAUGUAGUAGAUCAAGCUCUUGACUUAUUGGUCAUUGAUGCUUCUCAAACAUUUAACUCAACAGAAGUGCCCAUCGAAGAUUCACUUGAUCCUUACCAAGAACCUGUUUUAUUGGCUCCAGAUAAUGUAGAAUCCCCAAAAUUAUCUUCAAACCUCAACAUAAAUUCCUUACUUAAUACUCAGUCUUUUAUGUGUACUGUUGAACCGUUGGAAGACAAUCGGGCAUCUACUAUUUGUUUCACUUCAAGUGCAUAUACAACUAACAUAAAUACAGCCAUUUCGGUAAUAAAUGAUUUUAAUCAAGUUGGUAAUGCUAGUCCUGUUCAUGAAACUCCUCAACCUCCUGAAAAAACUUGUUUAACCGUUCAUAAUUCAUGUUCAUUUGAAAAUACAACUUCUGGUAUCAUCAAUUCGAGUUCAUUUCCAAUGUUAUCAACACAACAGCUGUAUGGUUGUGGGUUAUGCAAUAUGGUUUACGGAGAUGCAGAAAGUUUACUUCAGCAUAAUCGUAUAUCUCAUAGUUAUGUUCCGAAAUCUUUUUCAUGUUCCGAAUGUCCGCGUAGUUUCACAAAUCCAACCCUGCUUCUUAGCCAUUCACGUAUACAUAGUUCAGAAUAUGAUGGGAUACUGAAUUGUCCUUUGUGUCCCAUGUCUGUAUUCACUAAACAAUCGGCUCUUAGUCGCCACAUUAUCUAUUGCCAUCCACUGCCUCUCUCAGAACCGUUUAUGUGCACAAACUGUGGCAUGCGAUUCAUGAUGCUUCGCUGUUUGAAAUCUCAUGUGAAUAAUAUUUUGAAUGGUGUCGAUAUAUGUGUAUCGAAGUCAUCAGUUGAACAACAAGAAAGUAACAAUAUUGUGAUUAGCAAUGAACUACAGAACGAUGAAAACGCAACCCAAUUAAACAAAACGUCUAAUUUGAAGAGAAAUACUCAUCACGUAUCAAGUUUGUCCUCUAAAUUAGUUGACGAAAUAGCAAAGUUACAACCAUCAAAUCAUCUGUCCUUAUCAGAAAAAUAUUUGAUUAAAGCCGCUAGAGAACGCGUUGAGAAGACUGUCAGUUUUCCAAAAAAUUCCAUUGAUUCACAUUCACUAAACAACAAUCAGUCUAGUUUUCCUCUCAGUGGAAAUAUGUGUAAUAUAUGUCAUAAAAACUUUACAAGAAAAUCAGACCUUCGAUAUCAUCUCAAUAUACAUUCUGGAAUUCGACCAUAUGAAUGUGACAAAUGUCAUCGACGCUUUAUGAAACAUUCUCAACUGCGUCAACAUAAAUUUCAAGUACACGAAUUAAAUAUACCUAAACAACUUAUAACAUCUAAAAAGAAAGCAUUAAUGAAACAUGCCCUUAUCUGUCAUUUAUGCGGUUCCGGGUUCUCGUCUAGAAGCAGUCUACGCUUACAUGUAAAAUUACACACUGGUACUCGAGGUUAUGGUUGUUCAAAUUGUAAUGCUGUUUUUCAUAACCCUAGUCAUAGAAAACGUCAUUUACUGAAGUGUAAAGCGAAUCUUCCAAGAAACAAUGAAUUGGCUACUUCUAAUUUUUCAUCCGCUUUGCAUCAGAAUAUUUCUGAACAUGAUGUCAUGAGCAUAAGUAAUCUCCAAGAAGGAAAUAAUUAUGAAUUAAAUAAAGUAUAUCAUUCUCUUAAAGAUUGUAUAUGUGAUAGUGGGGUUUCAGAACACUGUACCAAGUGUACUCUAUAUUUGGAUAUAUUAUUAUACUCAGAGGAAACACCAACCAACGAUGAGAUGCUUAAAAAUCACAUUUUAAAUUUACCAAAUAACAUAAAUAAUUCUGGUCCCGAACCAGUUAAUAUGUCAAUAGUUUAUCCUGAAAUUACAAACCACGGUGUUAACAACCAAGACAAUCUUGUCAAUCCUGAACAAUCCUUUGUUAAUCACAAUAUUUCAAACACUAUUGAUAUUGCAAAUGGACAACAGUGUCAAUAUCUUUUAGAUUCAGCUUGUGAUGUGAAUGAACUCAAUCAACACUUUAUCACUAACAAUAAUCACUUGGGCGAUACAAUUAAUAUUCAUGAUAGUAAUCAAGAUAUAAAUAAUAACACCAAUCCACUUGUUUUAUAUUCGGAUGAGAAUAUAUUUGGUUUUGUACCAUGUACAGAUAUUUACUGCAAUGAUACGUCAUACAAUAAUCCUGAACACUUGAAUGCUGCUUUAGAAAAUGAACCAAUGAAUUCUUCCAUGAAUACCAUUCAACCACUUAAUACCAAUACUACUGAUAAUGUCAAUAUAAGUAGUCAAAUCCAUGAUGAUAAUAAUAAUCUAACCACUUGUUUGACAAAAAAUACAACCAUAAUAAAAGCUAAAUCCAAUGUAAAAUAUUCUCAAAAUAAAAAAUUUCAACGUUUAUUCAAUUGUCCAACUUGUCAUAGGACAUUCACUAAGAGAUCAUCUUUAACUAGACAUGAACGAAUUCAUAGUAUGAUUAAACCUUUUGUAUGCCGAUUUUGUGGUGCUAGCUUUACUCAAAGCUUCAGUUUAACUAGUCAUGAAUUAAUACAUAUUGGUGAAAAACCUUAUAAAUGUUCACAAUGUAAUGCUAGCUUUCGUCAAUCAUGUAAUUUAAAAAGGCAUUUAAAAUUAGUUCACAAAUGAAUGCAUGUUAAUUAAUGUAGGAUAUUUAAAUACGUUCAGUUCUUUUUUUUUGCAUUUUUAUUCACAAACUGGGAAUUGUACUUUUGUAAAAAAAAAAAUUUAUUUAGACUAAAUAUUACUGGAAUAGUUAUGACUCAUACUUUAUAAUAUUUGAAUGUAACAUAUUUUCAUCUGAUUUGAUUAAAUCAGAUUAAAUUUACCUCAUUUUUUUUCAUUCAUUUCAUGCAUUCACAUACAAUUCACUAUCAAUAAAGCAUACAUUAAAUGAUGAUGAAUUAUAUCAAUGCUGUAUUGUGAUAAAUCAUAAGUAAAAUUUAAAAAUGCAUUUAUUAUUCACUUUAUGAUUCUAUUUCUUUUUUUAGUGUGUUCAUUAUUUUUUUGUUUUUCUUUUUUAAUGUUUGUAGAUAGAUGAAUAAUUACAUUUUUGUGUUACGAUAUUAUUGUACAUUUUUUUCAUAGAAAGGUAUUAGUUGUGUGUGUUGUACUCUGUUGUAAUAAUUUCAGCAUCAAAUAAUUCAGUCAAUUGGUUUGUAAACGUUGCGUAGAUUGAUUUUUAUUUUCUGUAUCUUAAAAUUAAUUGGAUUUUGUGUGUAUUGUUUUAAAAAUAAUUCUUCUUUGAAAUGCUUAGCCGGCCAUAAUAAAUCUCGUCAUUUCUGUAUAUGUCAC